AUGGGGUCCGAGCGGGUGGAGAUGCGCAAGAGACAGAUGCAGGUACACCAGGAAGCUGCUGCCGGUGUUCUCCAAACGCAGCACGGGAUGGGGAACACGCCCACCAACGCCUCCAAUGCCUGUUGCUUCUGCUGGUGUUGUUGCUGCAGCUGCUCCUGUCUGACUGUUAGGGCGGAUGAUGAGAGGAUUAAAAAAAACACCUAUGAGAGGAGGGCAGAGGAAAUCGCAAACUGUGAUGACAGCCCCAAGCCUAUUCUGGAGGAUGCGAUGACAUGGACCAUGUCAUUUGAGAGGCUGAUGAAGAGCUCUGCAGGGCGGGGCUGCUUCCGCCAGUUCCUGAGGACAGAGUUCAGUGAAGAGAACAUGAUGUUCUGGUUGGCCUGCGAGGAGCUCAAGAAGGAGACCAACAAAACUGUGGUGGAGGAGAAAGUACGACAGAUCUACAAGGACUUCAUCUCCAUCCUCUCCCCUAAAGAGGUGAGUUUGGACUCGCGUGUUCGAGACGUGAUUAACAAGAACAUGUUGGAGCCCACGUCGCACACGUUCGAAGACGCCCAGCAGCAGAUCUACACGCUGAUGCAGAGGGACUCAUACCCACGCUACAUGAACUCUACAGCGUACGCAGAGCUGCUGCAGGACCUGGCCGAACAGCCACCUGCCACAGAGCCAUAG
Messenger RNA from Salvelinus namaycush (lake trout), 672 nucleotides. RefSeq names its product regulator of G-protein signaling 20-like. The record is from RefSeq and is a predicted model, not a curated record. The transcript has 4 exons. NCBI's taxonomy places the organism in Eukaryota, Metazoa, Chordata, Actinopteri, Salmoniformes, Salmonidae. Bases 1 to 672 code for a protein of 223 amino acids.